Dothidotthia symphoricarpi CBS 119687 is the source of this 924-nucleotide messenger RNA. RefSeq lists its product as uncharacterized. Bases 1 to 924 code for a protein of 307 amino acids. The record is from RefSeq and is a predicted model, not a curated record. Gene Ontology annotation, molecular function: protein binding. The transcript is spliced from 2 exons. NCBI's taxonomy places the organism in Eukaryota, Fungi, Ascomycota, Dothideomycetes, Pleosporales, Dothidotthiaceae.
AUGACGCGAAUCCCAACGAACCUUCCACCACCAUACACAUGGUCUGGUGCACGCAGCGGACAACUAAGAACCUCGCCCACCGACCUAACCACAACAACAACCCUCCUCAUCGGCCCCAAACCCACCCCCUUCCACAUCCACACGCUCCUCCUGACCGCCUCAUCGCCCUACUUCCGCGCCGCCCUCACAGGCCCCUUCCUCGAAUCCCGCCAAAACAGCAUCACCCUCCCCGACAUCCCCGUCCCGCACUUCCAGCUCCUAGCCACCUGGCUCUACACCUCCACCCUCGCCCCGCCCUUCAAAGACGGAAAACCCGCAUACUACACACUGCUGCAUGUGUACGCGCUCGCGGACAGACUGUGCAUGGAGGGUCUGCGCAACGCGGUCGUGGACGCGCUGUGCGACGUGGCGGAUGCGACGAAUAGCGUGCCGACGCCGACGGAUACGCGGAUCUUGUACGAUGGGAUACGGGAUAGUGCGCGGGUGCGGGAGCUGGUGUUGGAUUUGUUUGCGUUUAAGAAGACGGGGCGGUUGUUGGAGCGGCAUGAGGAGGAGUGGGAUGCUGGGUUUCUGCGCGAUUUGGUGGUGAGGCUUAAGAGCCCGGUGAAGCAGGCGCUGGUGAGGCAUCGGUUGGGGAUGUGGUGGCCUGCGAGUUGGGGGGUGACGAGGGCGUGUGAGGGGUGUCGGGUUGUGUUGGUGCCGCGGGUUGGGGCGGUGGCGUGUGAGGAGUGUUGUGUGGCGUUUUGUGGGGGGUGUGUUGAGGUGGGUGUUGGGAUGGCUGGGUGGGAUGGGGCGAGGAGGAAGGGAGAGGGUGUGGGGGGGAAGACGUGGGAGGCUUGUAAGCCGUGGAGGGGGGCGAGGUGUGUGCUGUAUCACGAGCAUAGGGAGACGGAGAGGUGUGGGGAUGUGUUUAUGGGGCGGUGA